CUAAUAUCAUUUCUACUAUAAAAAAGCCUCUAUACAUCACACUCAGCAAAGCUUCACUCAUGGCAAAAAUGACAUCCCACAGCAACACUCUCUUCUUCUCCCUCCUUCUCUCCCUCUUCCUCACCCUCGCUUUCUCCGACGACCCGGAUUGCGUGUACACGGUCUGCGUUAGGACCGGGUCGAUCUUAAAGGGCGGGACAGACUCCAACGCCAACGUCCAGCUCUACGACGCGUAUGGCUACGGGAUCGAGAUCCGGAACCUCGAGACCUGGGGCGGGUUGAUGGGCACCGAUUACAACUACUUCGAGAGGGGCAAUUUGGACAUUUUCAGCGGCCGCGGACCUUGCCUCCAAGCCCCCAUCUGCGCCCUCAACCUCACCUCCGACGGAUCCGGCUCCCACCACGGCUGGUACGUCAACUACGUCGAGGUCACCUCCACUGGGGCCCACAUUCCUUGCAGCCAACAGCUCUUCACGAUCGAGCAGUGGCUGGCCACAGAUACGUACCCGUACGAGCUCACCGCUGUUAGGAACUACUGUAACUCGGAUGACGGUGUCCAGCAACGGCGUCAUACUCAACGCAUGAUCCGGUCCGGUUCGAGCGGUUUGGUUUCUGCUGUUUUAUAGUGGGUGUGUUUGGAUGCGGGUUUAAUUAGUUUCUGUGUAAGCAUAAUCUGGCUGUUGUGCUUGUUAUGGUCGUUAGUACAGUAGGGAUAUCGGAUUAUCCAUGCUGUUCAGUUGAGUGGUGCUGUUAAGUUUCUAGACUAUAUUUGGCCAAAUAAAGAAAAUUAAUUAUGGGGUUUAUUAUUAUUUAUUAGCAUACUAAUUUGGAUGAGCCCUGAUCUGUGAAGUUUAGUAAUGAGAAUGAGACAGGUUGUGGA
Prunus avium (sweet cherry) is the source of this 880-nucleotide messenger RNA. RefSeq names its product PLAT domain-containing protein 3. The record is from RefSeq and is a predicted model, not a curated record. Lineage: Eukaryota; Viridiplantae; Streptophyta; Magnoliopsida; Rosales; Rosaceae. Gene Ontology annotation, molecular function: protein binding.